This is a messenger RNA of Aspergillus versicolor CBS 583.65, 2015 nucleotides long. RefSeq names its product Zn(II)2Cys6 transcription factor. Lineage: Eukaryota; Fungi; Ascomycota; Eurotiomycetes; Eurotiales; Aspergillaceae. Gene Ontology annotation, molecular function: zinc ion binding; transcription cis-regulatory region binding; DNA-binding transcription factor activity, RNA polymerase II-specific. The coding region runs from base 87 to 1871 and encodes 594 amino acids. Gene Ontology annotation, biological process: positive regulation of transcription by RNA polymerase II. The record is from RefSeq and is a predicted model, not a curated record. Gene Ontology annotation, cellular component: nucleus. The transcript is spliced from 3 exons.
AAAAUAACCAAGUCAAGCGGGGUAAUCCGGGGAAUAUUAAUCUUCACCCCCCGUGUCCUCGAUGCGAACCCAACUACCUCGCCUCGAUGGACGCCACCAGCACACGACAAAAGCCAACAGCAGCCGGAAGGCCCGGGUCGCAGCGCCCCCGUAUCAGACCUUCUCGCGGGCGCGGCCUGAGAACCUCGACAGGGUGCCUCACCUGCAGAGAAAGGCGCGUCAAGUGCGAUGACAGCAGACCACAAUGCGUGCGGUGUACCAAGUCCAAUCGGACCUGUCGGUAUGGCCAGAGUGCUGGCCGGCGGCAUGACGCCGUUGCCAAUACACCAAGGGAGACGAGGAAUGAGACCUCCAUCCAGAUAAAUAAUUCAGUUGAGACGCCAGAGAAUGAGCAAAGCCUGACCAGCCCUGACGCAGCCUUCGCCACUCCGCUUGCCUUUAACCAGAUCCCUCUGCUCAACAUAUCCCCCUUUGAGUGGUAUGACCUGCUAGCACGCGAUGCCAUCAGCAACGUCCAACGGCUCAAUGAAGCCUCAGCGGGCGAGUCUCGCUGGAAUCUCCCAGAGAUUACGCUGUCCCGGAGACAAUCACUCUCUCCCGAAUGCCCCGAGCCUCAUCUCGACCAAACCAGGGUUUCUGAGCAGCAUACCAGUAUAUCUGGUUGUCCCUGGAACACAGACGCUGGCAUCGAACUAUCAACAGUCGACCUCCUGUUCCUCCGCUACUACACCGAAGCCGUCGGGCCCAUCCUGGACCUAUUCGAUCCAGCCCGGCACUUUACCAACGUCGUACCACACCUCGGACUCCAAAACACCGGUCUUCUCAAGUCCAUCCUCGCCGUGGGAGCAAAGCAUAUGUCUCUCGGCCUUGAACACGACGACACACCAUCAAGAGAUCCCCCCAACCCUAAUCCAGCACACGCAGCCGCACAGUACUACUACGAAACCCUGCAAUACCUCUCCCAGACCCUCCUCUACCCAUCCUACGCCGACUCGCGCGAGAUCCUCGCCACGUCCAUCAUGAUAAGCACCUACGAGAUGUUCGACGCCGACCGCGCCUCCACAAGCGGAGACUGGGAGCGCCACCUGCGCGGCUCGUUCUGGAUCCAGCGCUCCCAGGAUAACGACGGCGAGUCCGCAGACGGACUCAGACGCGCUGUAUGGUGGGCUUGGCUGCGUCAGGAUAUCUGGGCUGCGUUCCGGGCUGGCAGGCCUACGCUUACUAUAUGGCGUGCGAAGAAGCCGCUGCAGGAGUUGGACGGGGAUGAGCUGGCGACGAGGAUUGUCUAUAUCUGUGCGAAGUGUGUGGAAUUUGCCGCGGCAGAUAAGAAUGGGAAUCCAGAUCCACAGCGUCGAAUCGAGCAGGGGGAUCGGCUUCUCCGUGCUCUUGAUGAUUGGGCUCGUGUUCUUCCUGCUUCGUAUAAGCCGGUUACUGUUCAUGAGAACAGGAUACUCACUACUGACCAUGGCUCCUCAAACCCUCACUGCAAUAUGAAUGAGUUCCCACCUGUAUGGAUCCAUCCAGCUAGCCACGCAGGUGCAGUACAGAUGUAUCAUUUCGCAAGGGCGCUCGUGCUGCUGAACCAGCCUACAAUGGGUGGGCUAAACGCGUACUGUCUCCGCGAGAAGCAGCUGAAUGAAAGUGUGCAUACUGUCUGCGGUAUAGCCAAUGCUUGCCAGGAGGGUGAUUCUGCGGUGGCGUUUGUUAGUGUCCAGGCCUUGUUUUGUGUUGGGCAGUUUGUGCAGUCGCCUAGGAUGAGGGCCGAGUUGCUCCGUAUCCUGGAGAAUAUGCUGCAGAUUAGCAGGUUCCCUGCCAGGGGGGUUGUUGCUGAGCUCAAAAUGGUGUGGCAGGGGUAUGACAGUGAUCUCUGAAACAAUGAUAUGAGGGUUAUACUUUAUUCAUUUCUAGAUAGAUAUAUUUCAAUAGUCUAGCAGCAAAGGACCACAAGGACACCACCGCUACCACGCCCCAACCACACCAGCAAUCGGAAUAUCAAUACCAGUCGUAUAAGAAGC